Molecule: messenger RNA, 1565 nt
Organism: Leptidea sinapis
Lineage: Eukaryota; Metazoa; Arthropoda; Insecta; Lepidoptera; Pieridae
Product: DDB1- and CUL4-associated factor 13
Exons: 5
Coding region: 190-1533 (447 amino acids)
Biological process (GO): maturation of SSU-rRNA from tricistronic rRNA transcript (SSU-rRNA, 5.8S rRNA, LSU-rRNA)
Cellular component (GO): nucleolus; small-subunit processome
Molecular function (GO): protein binding
Source: RefSeq, a predicted model, not a curated record
CUAAAAGUACAUAAUAAAUACAUUGUAAAAACUUGUGGAGUUAUGAAUAAUAAUUGUGAUAAUGUGAUAACUUAUUGUAUUGUUAUUAUUCUAUUUAGAACGCUUUAGUAACUGGUACUUAAAAUCUUUACAUGAACUUUUUGUAAUAUAAAUUUUAUACAGGAACAGUAUUUAAGUAAAAAAUAUAUUAUGUCUGGUCUAAAAAUAAAAGUUAUAAGUCGUAAUCCAGAAGAUUACUUACGUGCGACUAAAAGGGAUAUUCAUAAAAUACAAAGAAAUUAUGAUCCAAGUCUUCAUCCUCUUGAGGCUCCUCGUGAAUACGUUCGUUCUUUAAAUGCCGUCAAAUUGGAGAGAGUUUUUGCGAAGCCUUUUUUAGGAAGCUUAGAUGGACACACAGAUGGCGUAUCUAGCAUGGCCAAGCACCCAAGGAAGCUAGCAGUCUUAGCUAGUGGGGCUUUUGAUGGUGAGGUCAGGAUAUGGGAUUUGGCUUCUAGAAAAUGCAAAAGGAAUUUCAUAGCUCAUGAAGGUUGGGUUCGUGCUGUUUGUUUUACUCCAAGUGGUCAAACAUUUAGCACAGUAGGAGAUGAUAAAACUAUUAAGACAUGGAAAUCAGACGUUGAGUCUGGUGAUGAUGAAGACCCAGUUAAUACAUUAUUAAGUAUGUCUGUAGUAUCAGGUAUAAGUCACAACAGAGAUAAACCUUUAUUUGCCACAUGUGGAGAGAAUUGUCAGCUGUGGGAAAAUACAAGGAAUGAACCUGUAAAAGUUUUUAAAUGGGGUGUUGACAGUCUGAACCAUGUAGCAUUUAAUCAGGUAGAAACAAAUUUACUGGCAGCAUGUGCGAGCGAUAGAAGUAUAAUAUUAUAUGAUUGUAGAGAGUCUGGUCCAUUAAGAAAAGUUGUGAUGGAGUUAAGGUCAAAUGCUCUCUCAUGGAACCCAAUGGAGGCAUUUAUAUUUACCGUAGCAAAUGAAGAUUAUAAUCUAUACACAUUCGAUGUGAGAAAACUUAGGCAACCGGUCAACAUUCAUAUGGACCACACUUCGGCUGUGAUUGAUGUGGAUUAUGCUCCGACCGGUAGAGAAUUUGUUGCUGGUAGUUAUGACAAGACAAUAAGAAUAUUUGAAACACUGAAAGGUCAUUCGCGCGAUGUCUAUCACACAAAACGGAUGCAACGGCUGACAUGUGUGAAAUGGUCACUGGACAACAAAUAUGUACUAUCCGGUUCAGAUGAAAUGAAUAUUAGAAUGUGGAAAGCGAGAGCCUCCGAGAAGCUUGGUGUUCUCAAACCACGGGAACGUACAGCACUUAAUUAUGCAGAUUCCCUGAAAGAGAAGUUCGCCAGCCAUCCGCAAGUGAAGCGUAUAGCUAGGCACAGGCAUGUUCCCAAACAUAUAAUGAACGCCCAGAAGGAAUUGAGAACGAUUCGAGAGAAGAAUAGGAAGAAGGAAGCGAACAGGAGAGCUCACAGUAAACCUGGCACUGUCCCUGUAGUGCCCGAGCGCAGGAAACACGUUGUUAAAGAAGACGAAUGAUUUUUUAUUAAAUAAUGCAUUUUUAUUAGCUG